Nicotiana attenuata is the source of this 654-nucleotide messenger RNA. RefSeq names its product zinc finger MYM-type protein 1-like. The coding region runs from base 1 to 654 and encodes 217 amino acids. Lineage: Eukaryota; Viridiplantae; Streptophyta; Magnoliopsida; Solanales; Solanaceae. The record is from RefSeq and is a predicted model, not a curated record. The transcript has a single exon.
AUGGAAUUUCAUGGGGAUAAGCAUUCGGAUGUGGGAAAGGUAAUAUUAAAUAAAGCUCCAAAAAAUGAUAUGAUGAUUUGUCCAGCAAUUCAAAAGGAUAUUGUAGAUGCUUGUGCUAAAGAAACAAUUAAAGCUAUCAUCAAAGACUUGGAUGGUGAUUUCUUUGGGAUAUUAGUUGAUGAAUCAAAAGACAUCUCACAUAAAGAGAAAAUGGCCCUAGUUAUACUAUAUGUUAACAAAAGUGGGGAGGUGAUAGAGCGCUUUUUGGGUAUUGUCCACGUGAAUGAUACAUCAGCACUAGCAUUACAAAUAAUUAAUAAUUUACUUUUGGUUCACUCAUUAAGUUUAUCCAAGCUACGUGGACAAGGUUAUGACAGAGCUAGUAAUAUGCAAGGAAGAAUAAAUGGCCUGAAAUCUUUGAUUUUACAAGAUGCCCCAUCUGCAUAUUGUAUUCAUUAUUUUGCUCAUCAGUUGCAAUCGACACUUGUAGCUCUUUCCAAAAAUUACCCGGAUGUGAAUAAUUUUUUUGAUGUUGUCACUAAUGCAUUGAAUACUAUUGGAGUAUCUUUUAAACGCAGGGAAUCACUUAGAAAACACCAAGCAGAGAAGCUGGAAGAAUUACUUAAAUCUGGAGAAAUACUUACUGGGCAAUGA